Rattus norvegicus (Norway rat) is the source of this 7661-nucleotide messenger RNA. Lineage: Eukaryota; Metazoa; Chordata; Mammalia; Rodentia; Muridae. The record is from RefSeq and is a predicted model, not a curated record.
UCAGUGUAAGCUCUAUGAAACAGUCAUAUCUGAAAAGAUAUGUCUUUACUAAAUUGUGCCUUUUCUGCGAGGGAGGAAGCCUCCCCGCCUAGUCUACCCCCUAAUCCUGCAAACCACUGAAUCUUCCCCUUUCAGAUACAAGGCUCCUUCCCCAUUCCCUCUAGGAGCCUAGUGGGCUCUGCACCAAGUCUACACUGCCUCUCCUUUUUCAGGGGGUGAAAGACUGAGCAUUCCCUUGUGAGGUAAGUGGCCUGUCACUCUGUCCUGCUGUGCAGCUGUGAUUGGCGGGAAGGACAAGUCCUCUGGCCCCGCCCCCGCCUGUCUUUGCCGCGCUCCGCUCGGUGGGGUUUUCGCAAAGGUGGAGAGCGAGACUCUGGCUCUUGGACCUGGUGGAGCAGCAUUCUCAAUUUUGACUGCUGUUGUGCUUCCUCGAUCCCUGCCUGGGCCAGAGCCGAGAAAAGGCGAGUCCUUUUCUGCUGAUAGAACUGUGAGGAACUGUUGCUCAGGACCUCUGCACUCCUGACACGUCGUCACAGUCUCUCGCUUUUCUGUGGCUUCACAGUGAAAUCACUCGCACGUUUGUAGCCGGGUGAAUCCUUCUGCUCCAGUGCUCAGAGGAGGGGUCUAGGAAAACAUCAAGUGUUUGAAAGAGGGAUUCGGAGUACUGCGGGAGCUGUCUGAGGUGCUGAAGCUUCCCAAGCGUUUGCCUCUAGCAGCCCCAGAAGGGGUUAGAUGGCACGUUUUCACUUCUGUCUUUCUGGUCCCCCAUGCCUUGGAUAAGACUGUUUUCAGGAUCGGGAAUAUCUUUCCGUAUCAUGGCCCACGUGAGACACUUUCGGACACUACUUUCUGGAUUUUACUUCUGGGAAGCCGCACUGUUACUGAGUUUGGUGGCCACGAAGGAAACAAACAGUGCACGGUCCCGAAGUGCCCCAAUGUCACCUUCUGAUUUUCUGGACAAACUAAUGGGGAGGACAUCCGGGUAUGAUGCAAGAAUCAGGCCCAACUUCAAAGGUCCUCCAGUUAAUGUCACAUGCAACAUAUUCAUAAACAGCUUUGGCUCCAUCGCAGAGACGACUAUGGAUUACAGAGUAAACAUUUUCCUUCGUCAGAAGUGGAAUGAUCCUCGCCUUGCAUACAGUGAAUACCCUGAUGAUUCAUUAGACCUCGACCCAUCCAUGUUGGACUCCAUAUGGAAACCUGACUUGUUCUUUGCUAAUGAGAAGGGGGCUAACUUCCACGAAGUCACCACCGAUAACAAGCUGCUAAGAAUUUUCAAAAAUGGAAAUGUUCUUUAUUCAAUAAGGCUGACAUUAACACUCUCUUGUCCAAUGGAUCUCAAGAAUUUCCCAAUGGAUGUUCAAACAUGCAUAAUGCAACUCGAAAGCUUUGGGUACACGAUGAAUGAUCUCAUUUUCGAAUGGCAAGAUGAAGCACCAGUACAAGUGGCUGAAGGACUCACUUUGCCUCAAUUUCUGUUGAAAGAAGAAAAAGAUUUGCGAUACUGCACUAAACACUACAAUACAGGAAAGUUUACAUGCAUAGAAGUACGAUUUCAUCUUGAGCGGCAAAUGGGCUACUACUUGAUCCAGAUGUACAUUCCCAGCCUUCUGAUUGUCAUUCUGUCCUGGGUCUCAUUCUGGAUUAACAUGGAUGCAGCUCCGGCUCGGGUAGCGUUGGGUAUCACCACUGUACUUACGAUGACCACGCAGAGUUCUGGAUCCCGGGCUUCUUUACCAAAGGUGUCCUAUGUCAAGGCAAUUGACAUUUGGAUGGCAGUGUGUCUCCUUUUUGUGUUCUCAGCACUUCUGGAGUAUGCAGCCGUGAAUUUUGUAUCAAGGCAACACAAAGAACUGCUGAGGUUUCGGCGAAAGAGGAAAAAUAAAGAUGAUGAGGUGAGGGAGAGUCGGUUCAGCUUCACUGCCUAUGGAAUGGGGCCCUGUCUUCAAGCAAAGGAUGGUGUGGUUCCAAAAGGUCCCAACCAUGCUGUCCAGGUCAUGCCAAAGAGCGCCGAUGAAAUGAGGAAGGUCUUCAUCGACAGGGCUAAGAAGAUCGACACCAUCUCCCGAGCCUGCUUUCCGCUAGCAUUUCUGAUUUUUAACAUUUUCUACUGGGUUAUCUAUAAAAUCCUUAGGCAUGAAGACAUUCAUCAUCAGCAAGAUUAAGUCUAUGAAGGCAUACAAAAACAGAGCAUUGAGAAGAAAGAGUCCCCGCUAAAGGAGCGGGGUGUGUGUGCAUGUGGGGUGCAGGUGAGAGUCAGUGCAUCAGAACAGCAUAUGGGGAAAGAAUUUAUUUUGAUUUCCUAUGUAAAAUAGUGAGACAGUUUGGUUAAAUGAUACAAAAUGUACAUCGUGGGUGUCCUGCUUCAUAAUCCUGACAGGUGAUCUGUUGUCUUCCUAGUGUGAAUAUGUGUUGCAUAUGCUUUACAAGCACAUAGAGUAGACAUGAUAACUACAUUGGGAGGUCUUGAGUUUUAAUUCAAUUAUAGUAAACACUGCGGAAGCAAGAUUUACACAAUAAAAUGUAUAAAGCAAGUAUAGCAAAAUGAUGAGUAUAAUAAAAUGUCUUGAGAUAUACAGCAUAUCGAUGAAGUAACAAGAUCAUUAAAUGUCAAGGUCACUCAUGUCAGAACACUGUCCAUAGAAACAGUGUGGAACCAACAACCACAAUAAAAACAAAAUCGGAUGGUCAAAAUGAAAGCCAUCAUUUAGAACACUAUGGCUUAAGCAAUCAUGUUUAUAAAAUUCUACUUAUCUUUACAUCUCUAGGAAUGAGGAGGAAGAUGUUGAAGACAGUUUUUUCUUGUAAAUAAGUGUUGCCUUUAUUUUAAUUAGUGCUAAACACUAAUGACUAAGCCAAUACAUUUGUUUUCCUUAAAUUAAGUAGGGGCUUGUUUGUAUGUAUGGUGUUUUUAAUGUAACUAAAUAAGAUCCAAUAAGACUUUUCUAUCUAGUGUAGAAUGAGACUUUAAAUAUUAAUUAUACUAAAGCACUUACAUUUUGAUAAAAAACAAAUACAAAUAGAUUCAUAAAAGAUUUUUAAUAAGAAUCAUUUCUCUCACUGAAGUUUCAUCUCAUCAGUGUAAUCUAUCAUCCCAAAAUGCCUCCAAAUAACAGGAGAAUGGGUUUUAAUUCUAAGUGAUUUAAACAUAUUAGCUCCAUCGAGUGAGAUUAUUUUAAUCUUUAUGAGCUAAUGCAUUCAGAGUAGUAGGGACUCGUGAGUUGUAAAGAAUUUAAAAGCAACUCUGCUUGAAAGUUGUUCAUGACCCAUGCAACAUUUCAGCUGUAUUGAAGUUUUGUUAGCUCAGUCACACAGCAGCUACCAAUCUCUGAUUCUUUUACUGUUUUUCUUAAUUAUUGUUGUCAUUAAUAUUAUACUUUAAAACCUUUGGAGUGACUUUAAGAUACUUUAAUUAUUGGCUAGUCUAUAAAAUUAUAUACAGUGAAAAUAUCAAGAAUUUUAAAACAACUCAGAUAUGUUAUAGAAAAAUCAAGUUUUUGAACCCAAUGGUACUAUUUUUUUGACCUUCAACAACUCCGAAAACUCAAAGCAGAAACUGCCAUUUAAAGCCAAAAAGAAGCUUUUCAAUAUCUCUGUAGUUUUAUUAGCCAACCAUAGAUUUUAAAACUAACUUUUUAAAAAGUAAUCCAUGCUGAUCAGUGUUUGCUAAUAAAAAGUAAAAAUAUCACUUUUAUAAGUAGUUUACACAAGAUAAGAACAUUGUGGUUGUGAUUUUAUGCAAAGUCUACAAGGAAAAUAAUUUGAUACCAAGCGUUCCCUCUGCUUGAAAACUAUCCACUUGAAAAUCAGAUAUACAUGUUAUCCUUUCCUGUUUAUGAGUGAAAACCAUAGAAAUAUAUUCAUGUAAUAUAUAUCAGAGCAAGAUAUGUUACUUAGGCUGAGAGUUAGCCAGAGCGUUUGAAGUAAUGAUGAAUUAACCCCUUCCAUGUAUGCUAGCACACAUUUUUCUAUUCUUAAUGUAUCUUACUUCAUAAGUUUUCUAACAUCACUUAAAAUGAGUAAACCCUGCCAAAAGCAAAGAGAAAUAUAAUAAUCACAAACACAUAUAUGCCCCAGAGGUGUGAUCAUCACUCCCCAAGUGUGAUGAGCUUUCAUAUUUGAGGUUGCUAGAUGUCAUUUUUCUUUUUUUUUAAAUCUCUGAAGUAGAAAAAUAAUGUAUCAGUCAUGAGAAAAUUUGUCAAGAAUGACAUUCAUUCUACAGAAAUAUUGCUAUCUCAAAAGUAUAUUUCCUUAUUUUUUCUUAUGAAUAAUUCUGCUUUCUAUUAUGUUUAUUCUGUAUGCCAACACACACACACACACACACACACACACACACACACACAACCCACUAAAAACAACUUUCUCUUACAAGGCAGCCAUUACAAAGCAAACAGGGAUGAAUUAAAGGAGCUUAAAAAUUUGUCCCCUUUAAUAAACUAAUUAAUGCAAUAUUACCGAACCUUUAAAAUUAUAGUAACAACAACAUCCUGUGGUAUUAGUAUCAAAAUCCUAUAUCAAAUGAAGAUUUUGAUCCAUAGUACUGAGAAUUGGAACCAGAGUUUGUUACAUGUGAGGGAAGAGAUUAUUGCUAAACCAUAGCCCGAGUCCCAAACUAGAAUUAAAACUAGAGCAAUAGCAAUGAGAAGAAAUAAUUCAAAUAUUUACCUAACCACAACUCAUUUAAGCUGAGCUCCAGUGCAAACGUUCUGAGGUAUUCUAAAUUAGCCAUACUGCAACUAUGGGGAGUGGGGCGCAGGGUGUGGAGUGGAGCACAUGCAUGACAUUUAUUUCACUUAAUUUUAAAAUCUAUUCAUUUUAACAUGAAAUAUUUGGUUCCCCAGGACACACAUUUUUAGGUAAUUCAUUAUCUUAUUAGUAUAGAUGUGUAUAAUUUUCUUUUUCUUCCCUAAUCACUACAAGACCUAGAACUUUCUUUAUGACUUACAGGAGUUAUCAGAACUACUUUAGACAUGAAACAGAGUUUUAAGCCAUCCUUUUUCUCUCCAGAAUUUCUUCCAUUACAUUUAUCCAAAGAUCUAAUCAGCUCUCAGCUCUGCUACACAGAGUAUCAUGGACAGUUACCAUAUUUCACAAUACAUUCUUCUAUGCAUAAAUUCUAAUAAAUUUAAUUUUUAACUUUGAACUAUAAGCACAUACCUAUUAUAUAAUUGCAUGCAUUGAUUUUGUGAAUGUCCUGUAUCUAUAUAAGAUACUGGAAGUUAUCAAGAAAAUUAUGAAAAAUAAAUCAUAUAUUUAAAAGAAGAUAAUGAGCUCUUAACUACACUAAUAUUUUUGUAAAUGAACACACUAUUUGAAUAUAGUCAGGUGAAUCUUUCAUAUUGUUUCAAAAAAUUACAUUCAUCUCAUUUUGUGAAAAUAGUUUUCUAUUCUCAGCAUGAUAUAUUUUAAUCUGCUAGUUACUUGGAAGAAUGGUGUAUCAUAUUGGCAAGUAAAUUUCCUUUUAUUAUAAUGUGUACCACAUGAAGUUGACUUGUGAGAAGAUGACAGGUAACAAGCUAAAAUAGGAAAUAUAUUUUAGUAUUAAAUAUUGGAAAAUGGAAGCAAAACGAUCCAAUCCCCUCUGAAAUAGAUUUUAUAUUAUCAUAUACUGUUUAAUAUUAGCAGCAUAUAUUCUUUUAUUUUUCAGCCAAAUUGGUCAGUAUUCAUUGAAACUGAACAGGUCAAAACUAUGAGAGUAGACAUUAUCCUUGACAUAUUAGGAACACAUUAGAAUGGUUUCCAACCUUGAAGCAAUUUAAUUUGACAAUCAGUCCAAGCCAAUUAUAAUCAAUGAAAACUGAAACCUAUAAACAUAGGAAGUGUCUUAUCUCUGUGAGCAGAUUAUUAUAUUAGUGAUUGAAAUUGUAAGACUUUCUUAAAUAAUACCUACCAACCAAGCACAACUAUAAUACUUGCAUUCCUGGCCUGCUAAUUUGUAUUCAUUUUCAGCAAGAUGAGCCGGAUUGUGUUGCCUAUGAUUGACUUUAAGGACACUGUAAAGUCGAAAUAAAUGGCUGACUUUUGUGCCUUUUGGGAAAGAAUUUAGUGAUCAAACUGCACAAUAUUUUAAAUAUCAAAUUUCAAGUCCUAUAAAACUGGACCGAAGAAUUGUCUAACCUGUGCCAAUAGGUCUAAAGAACUUACCAGAGGCAAUCUUUUUCAAAUAAUUUUAACAAGAAUACCUUAGCUGAAUUUAUGUGAAUAAAUAGACAGUGGAAACAAAACAUGAAACUUCUAUUCAAGAUUUACAUGAUCUCAUAAUGCCUCCAGAACUCAUUACUGCAUUUUCUUUGGGGGAUUAGAGUCCUAGACAUAAUACUACAUAGUAACCACAGGGAGGUGGUUUAAUGGGGAGAGUGCUUUCUUGGUAUUUGAAAGACCCUAGGUUCCAUGCAAACAAUACUAACAAUAAUAAGACUUAGACAGACUCCUAGCUCCCAUCUAGAGACUGAAGUCAGCAGUCUCUUCCUUUGCAGCAUAAUUUGCAUAAGAAAAGGUUAACUGUCAUCCAAAACCAUUUACUUCCUAAAAAGGAAACUCCACUCUGUCUUGACCAAAGCCCACUCUGCAUUUCCUAAUACCUGCUGCCAUUGUUUUUGUCCGACUCAAUAUCCAUAUUAUUCAUUUUAUUUAUUUAAGAAAUUCAUUGCAGCACUUUGUCAAAUCAUAAGAUAUAUUCAGGUUUGCAAAAUAGUGAAAUAUAAAAUUGUAUAUUUAGUAAAAGUUAUUGGUUUUUAUGAAGUUCUAUGUCAUUAUUUUCAGUAACUUUAAAUUCUGUCCUAUAACUUAGUACUUAUUUUAAAUUAAAUAUUUAGUCAAUGUAUUUCAGAUAUAAAUAUAUAGAAAGUCUUAGAAUGAUAGAAAAUGUAAAACAAACUAUGAAAUAAACACCGAUGCUUUUAUUUAGAUUAAAGGUAUAAUUCAAAUAUAUUGACCUGAUUAAGUUUAUUUUAAUACUUUAUUUUUCUGUGAAGUGCAUGAGCAAAAAUUAUCUUCAUAGACAAAGCAUUUUUACACAGUCUCUAGCCAAGCUUGUUAAUGGUCUUGAGGAAUAGGAACUCUGAAUUAAAUGCCAAAAAAGGAUUAUGAUGUAAAACUGUACUUGACCUUGUUUGAAUAAUUUUGCAUUUCUUUACUGUUUCAUCUUUAUGAAUUAUGCAGAAGCUGCUCUGUAAGUUCACGUUUUAGUGUAUGAUGAGUGAUAAAACUUUGAAACCAUGGAGUGAAGCAUCUUGACAUUUUAUCAGCAUUGUGGUACACAAAAUCUAAAGAAACAAUGUCAUAUACUCUUCCAUGGAUUCCUUUUACAUGUUGUGUAAUGACUUCAUUUACUAAUGAGAAAAGAUGUUCUAAAAGGCUAUUCCUCAUUUUAUGAUACUAGUUAUUUUCUGCACAUUGAAAGUACAUCUUCCUGAGGACGGUAUUUGAGUCUCCCUUUCUGUCUAGAUGGAUGCCACAGUUUUUCACGACAUUGUGAUUUGGAGGUAUGAAGAUGUUUUGCAUGGCUUUACCAACUUGUUUUUGUUAUAUGACCUAUAGUAUAAUUUUGAAGCUAACAAAAUCUCUAAUGAAUCAUUAACCUGUGAACAGUAUAUUGUCUUCCUCGUGGAACUGCAGAUAAUUUGAUCAGAAAUAUAAUAAAAAUUAAUGUUUUUCAAGAC